This is a messenger RNA of Chenopodium quinoa (quinoa), 2501 nucleotides long. RefSeq lists its product as uncharacterized. The record is from RefSeq and is a predicted model, not a curated record. Bases 971 to 2146 code for a protein of 391 amino acids. Lineage: Eukaryota; Viridiplantae; Streptophyta; Magnoliopsida; Caryophyllales; Amaranthaceae. The transcript is spliced from 2 exons.
GGGGGGAAAGAACCUGGUGGUUUCUUGACAGAUCAAUGUGCGGCAAUGAGGAAACCUUUGAGGAAUGUUAUGCCCAAUUCUAGGCAUAGGUGGUGCUUGUGGCAUAUUAUGAAUAAGUUCGGUACCAAGCUCGGAAGCUAUGCGAACUACCAGGAAUUUCAUGAUGUGUUGCUCAAUGUUACAUAUGAUAGUUUGAGCGAAGAUGAGUAUGAGAUGAAUUAGACAUUAGCAAUGGUGUCCUAUGGUCUCGGUUCAGAUGAGUGGCUUACAGAUUUGUAUGAAGAGAGGCAUAUGUGGAUCCCUGCCUACAUGAAACACCUAUUUUGGGCAGGGAUGGAAACUACUCAGCGUUCAAAGAGCAUCAACAACUUCUUUGACAAGUAUGUGAAGAGGGACACGCGUUUAUACCAGUUUGCCGAGAGAUACUGUGAUGCCAUGGAAAACAGGUCCAACGCGGAGAAAGAAGCAGAUGCAAACAGUGCAAUGAGAUUGAGGCAUGUCAUCACUAGUUUUCCAUUUGAGAAAGCCUUUCAAAAGGUGUACACCUAUGCAAAAUUUGUCGAGGUACAGGAGCAAUGCACCAGGCUUAUGUACUUGAGCAUUGUUGGGAAAAGGGAGGUGUCUGACAAUGUGGUCGAACAUUUGGUUCAAGAUAGGGUUUGGUUCUAUGAUAAAGUACUGAAAUAGGAAAUUCCUAGGUAUAGGAAGAGAGUGUACACUGUAACAUUCAACAAAGAAACAAGUGACGCAUUUUGUGAAUGCAAGCUUUUCGAAUGUCAUGGAAUCAUGUGUAGGCAUCAGUUUAAGGUGUUUGAUGAAAAUGGGGUUAAAGAAGUCCCUACAAAAUAUAUAUUGAGGCGGUGGCGUAAAGAUGUCCACAGGCGUCACACAAGGGUGAAGGUGGCAUACCAUGAUCACACCAAAACUGAGGAAGUUAAGAGGUAUGAUAGGUUAAUGGUUCAGUUUGAAAAUGUUUGUGUUAAGGCAUCAAGUCGGCCAGAGUAUGUUAAAAUGGCGUUUGAAGCUAUAUGCAGAAAACAGCAAACUCAAGGAACCCCAAAAUUUUCUCUCUCUAGACCCUCUCUUUCUCUCUCUACGUUUCUUCUGCCAUGGCGAGGAAAAAGAAGGGAAAUCAGGGCUCGAAGAAGAGGAAUCGGUAAUGGAAACUUGUAAGGAUGUUAGAGAUUCGGGUAGCCUAAUUGUUGGAGGUCAGAAAACUCGAUCGAAGGGGAAUGUGGGUCAAAUUCCGCCAUUGGAGCUUUACUUUGAUCAAGAGAUGGAGCGUUCUCUGCUUACUCCUGAACAAUCUUUGGAUGAAUUGAUUACUAGAUCACGUGAGAAAUCGAAGUUAUCAGAAUGGAUGACGAUAAUGCAGCACAAGGAGAUUGGGAUUCUGGGUUCGAAAAACAGAGCAUCGGUGAAUUCGAUUCAGGUAACCCCGAAACCUCCUGAAAUAGAUAAGAAUGAUGAUAUUGUUCAAUUGAAUCCUAUUGCUUUACAAUUGACUAUUGAUGAUAUAGCUGAGGAACUGGAUUAUUGGAAAUCAGGGGUAGUUGCUUUCACGAUUUCUGCUAAUCCGCAUGUGAAAACUUUCGAGGGUUUUUGCAUAAGAAUUUGGGGGAAAUUGAACAUUGAUAAGGUCAUUCCAUUAAAGAAGGGUGUGUUCCUCAUUAGAUUCUUGAAUGUUGAAACUAGGGAUAAAGCUCUUGCUAGUUUGCAUGUAAUGAUGGAUAAGAAACCUGUGUGCCUUAAACAAUGGGAGAGUGGGAUGGAGUUAAGUGUGAAUGAUGCUAGAAUUCCUGUAUGGGUCCAAUUACCUAGCUUACCUCUGAAGUAUUGGGGUAAGAAAUGCUUAGAGAAGAUAGUUGGGCUAAUUGGGACUCCGAUUAGACCUGAUUCAGCAACUCAGGCUAGAGACAGGGUUGAUUAUGUUAAGUAUCUUGUGGAGAUGGAUAUUAAUCAAUCCUUUGCUGAUAUAAUUUCAUUCUUGGAUGAGAAAGGAAUGGUUUUUUAUCAGAAAGUGAAUUGGGAAUGGAAACCUCAUUGGUGUUCUGAAUGUGGUGAGUUGGGGCAUGCAGAUGGGAAAUGCCAGAAACAUAAUACUAAAAUGGUCUGGAGACCAAAAGCUGUGCAGAAAGGAAAUUAGGAGGUUGCUAAGGAUCCAGUGUAGGAUUUAUCAACUUCCGAUCCUGUUUUCAUUCCUGUGGGAAAGGUGUUGUUUCAAUGAAUACUACAAGAAGGGGGGUUGAAUUGUAGUAUGACAGUUUAGCCAAAAUUUUUGCGGAAAUAAAACUAAGUAAGUUAAAGGAACUGAAAGAUAGCUAAAGGAACUAAAAGUGCAAGAGAGAUUUUUACGUGGAAAACUCCUUAGCCCUAAUCAAGGAGGAAAACCACGACCACAAGGAAUUUUAGGAAAAGAAUCUUCACUAGAAUAGGGCAAUGACCCAUUACAAACUAAAGACUCUAAAUUCAAGUUCCUCAACAAACUCAAAGCCCCGAGG